CUCCCUCAUCUCUCCUUAUCGGUUCUUCCCCCUGCUUUCUUUUUCCCGUUAAUUAAAGGCUGUGUAAGAGAGAGAAAGAGAGCGUUAAUAAAUGCUCCACUGACUCGCCGUCCCCCCGGAAACUUUACUUCAUCUACUUUCUCGGUAGCUCAUUAAUAAGCCUACCUUCACUUCAUUAUCGCCGGCGAUUUCCAUUUCCCGGUGAAAUCCCAAUUCACAUUGUGUGCUUCUUGCCUUCUCAAUUAAACUUCAGCUGCUUCAGAUUUCCCUUUUGUUCUGUGACCAAAAUUCAACUCUCAGACAGCUGUUUCUGUACAUUUUGUUCAUCUCCACUUAUCUUCAUUAAAAUUGGCUCUUUGCGUAUUUCUAGAAUCAGUCUUCUAGGGCUUUUGGUCUUAGCUAAUGGCUCAGCGUUUGAUUCUUUUGAACAAAGUUGCAAAUACGUUCACCAUUCCACUGGCUUCUUCAUCCUUCAACCAGUACAAAUACUGGGUAUCUUUUUAAUUGUUUCCCCUAUUUUUUCUCCCAUUUUAUAGGCAGUUAGGUUGUUCGCAUGCCAUUGUAAUCGCCUGAGCCAAAGCUUCUAUCUUUUGCUUGUUCUUGUAUGUAUACAUUUGGGGUUGCUAAUAGGAUUAUGAGCAACAUACACAGUGCUUUGUGAUUAUUGAGGGGGAGAAUGGAAAUGAGGAAGGUCUUUGGUAUAGUAAUAUUAUGUCACAUAUUAUCUCCUAUUUUUGUUAAAGCAUUGAACUUGUCUUUUAAUGAUGAUAUACUGGGGUUAAUGGUAUUCAAGGCUGAUGUUCGUGAUCCACAAGGAAAGCUGGUGUCUUGGAAUGAAGAAGAUGAUAGUCCCUGCUGCUGGGAUGGAAUCAAAUGCAACCCCAGAUCCAAUAGGGUCUCUCAAAUUGUUCUAGAUGGGUUUGGCCUUUCAGGUAAGAUUAGCAGAGGGCUAAUGAGGUUGCAGUUUCUUCGAAAGCUUUCGCUUGCGAAGAACAAUUUUACAGGGAGUAUAAGUACCAGUGUUGUUCAACUCGCAAAUCUGAGGAUUCUAGACUUGAGCGAGAACAACCUAUUUGGGCCGAUUCCGGGUGAUCUCUUUCAACAAUGUGGGCCUUUGAGAUCAAUUUCUUUGUCCAAGAAUAAAUUUUCAGGGAAAAUUCCUGAAAGUUUGAAAGAAUGUAUGGCAUUGGGGUCUUUAAACUUGUCUUCCAAUCAGUUUUCAGGAUUUUUACCUUCUGAAAUUUGGUCUUUGAAUGGGCUAAGUUCCCUUGAUCUGUCAGAUAAUUUGCUGGAAGGUGAAAUUCCAGUAGGCAUUGAAGAUAUGUUUAAUUUGAGAGCCAUAAAUUUGAGGAAAAAUCAUCUCAAAGGUGAAGUUCCAGAUAGAAUUGGAAGUUGUUUGCUGUUGAGGUCGAUUGAUUUGAGUGAAAAUUCUUUCUCUGGAGAACUUCCAAAAACAAUGCAGAUGCUUAGUUUGUGUAAUGAAUUGAUUUUGAAACACAACGCAUUUGUUGGUACUUUACCAAAAUGGAUUGGAGAAAUGAAAAGCCUUGAGAUUCUUGAUCUUUCUGUGAACAAUUUCUCUGGUCAGUUACCGUUUUCAGUUGGGAAGCUUCAAUCAUUGAAAUUACUGAACAUGUCGCGAAAUGCUAUUUAUGGGAACUUGCCCAAGUCCAUGAGUAGUUGUGUUAAUCUUAUGACACUGGAUGUUAGUCAGAACUCUUUGACGGGUGAUCUUCCUCCUUGGAUAUUCAAAUUAGGAUUGCGACAAGUUUUGUUUUCUGAGAAUAAAUUAAGUGGGGGCUUGAAGAAUGCAUUUGCUUCUUCACUGGACAACUCUCGUCAAAAGCUUCUAGCUCUCGAUAUUUCUUGCAAUGGGUUAGCUGGUGAAAUUCCAUUUUCUAUUGGUGAAUUUAAUAGCUUGCAGUCCUUGAAUUUGUCUAGAAAUUCACUUGUAGGCACCAUUCCUGAGAAUGUUGGCCACCUGAAGUCACUGGAUGUUCUUGACUUAAGUGAGAAUCAGUUAAAUGGUAGCAUCCCUUUGGAACUUGGUGGAGCCUAUUCUCUCAGGAAACUGAAGCUGGAGAGGAAUGCCUUGACGGGAGAAAUUCCUACAUCUAUUGGAAAAUGUUCUAAACUUAUGUCUUUGUCGUUGUCUCAUAAUGGCUUAACUGGCCCUGUACCUGCAACCUUUGCUAAACUAAUUAACUUACAAAAUGUUGACUUCUCCUUUAACAAAUUAACUGGAAUCUUACCAAAGCAGCUGGUAAAUCUUGUUCACCUCAAAUCAUUCAACAUCUCACACAACCAGCUAAAGGGUGAACUGCCUUUUGGUGGUUUUUUUAACACUAUUUCUCCUUAUUCAGUGGCAGCCAAUCCGUCUCUUUGUGGGGCUGCUGCUAAUAGGUCGUGUUCAACUGUCCUUCCCAAGCCAAUUGUUCUGAAUCCCAAUUCCACAGAUUCUAUGCCUGGUGCUAUUCCUCCAACAUUAGGCCACCAGAAGAAAAUCCUAAGCAUCUCUGCCCUCAUUGCCAUUAGUGCAGCUGCUAUUAUUGUUGUUGGUGUUAUUUCCAUCACUGUUCUAAAUCUUCGCGUACGUUCUGCAACUUCUCACUCUGCUGCUGCCCUUAGAUUUUCUGGUGGAGAUGACUUUAGCCCCUCCCACAGUACAGAUGCAGAUUCUGGUAAGCUUAUCAUGUUCUCAGGCGAACUUGACUUCAGCACAGGGUCACAUGCUCUGCUUAACAAGGAUUGUGAGCUCGGACGUGGUGGUUUUGGAGCCGUUUAUCGCACUGUCCUUGGAGAUGGUAUGCCUGUGGCCAUUAAGAAGCUUACUGUCUCUGGUCUUGUUAAGUCUCAGGGAGACUUCGAAAAGGAGGUUAAGAAAUUGGGAAAAGUUCAUCACCCUAAUCUUGUGGCUCUUCAAGGUUAUUAUUGGACACCAUCACUGCAGCUACUUAUAUAUGAAUUCAUAACUGGUGGAAAUUUGUAUGAGCAUAUCCAUGAAGGUUCUAGUAAAAACUUGCUUUCAUGGAAUGAGCGUUUCAACAUUAUUCUUGGGACAGCAAAAGGCUUGGCUAACUUACAUCAAAUGAACAUAAUUCACUAUAACCUCAAGUCCAACAAUAUUUUGAUUGAUAGCUCUGGUGAUCCUAAAGUUGCGGAUUAUGGGUUAGCAAGUUUGUUACCAAUGUUAGAUCGAUAUUUUUUGAGCAGCAAGAUACAAAGUGCACUUGGUUACAUGGCACCUGAAUUUGCUUGCAAGACCGUGAAGAUAACUGAGAAAUGUGAUGUGUAUGGGUUUGGAGUUCUUGUUCUGGAGAUAGUCACUGGAAAGAAGCCAGUUGAGUACAUGGCGGACGAUGUUAUGUUAUUAUGUGACAUGGUAAGGGGCGCAUUGGAAAAAGGCAAGGUGGAAGAAUGUGUAGAUGGGAGGCUGCAUGGAAAAUUCCCUGCUGAGGAAGCGAUUCCUGUGAUGAAGUUGGGUUUAAUCUGCACAUCACAAGUCCCUUCAAACAGGCCUGAUAUGGCAGAAGUGGUUAACAUAUUGGAGCUGAUAAGAUGUCCUUCAGAGGGCCAGGAGGAACUGGUAUGACAUCCCACUAGACCGAUAGAAAUUUUAAGAUAUGCUUUGUCAAUGCCUAAUCCGCCGAAGAAGAAUCCGCUUGAUCUUUGAGAAGUCGAGAAUUUGUUGUUGGAAAUUUUUUUCGCUGUUCAAAGAAGAAUUUCUCUUUCAUAUUAUGGCCAUUUAAAGUUUCAUUUUUAUUUGUUUGUAAUUGCUUCUCUGUUUCUCUGGGUUAUUACCUGAUUCCUUAUCACCGGGUUUCAGUUUGUGGGGAUCUCACUUAUUCUUUUUCUUGGUCUGUAACAGUUGAUACUGACAUUUAAUCCCAGCUACCUCUUCUGUUUGUUCAAA
This is a messenger RNA of Capsicum annuum, 3913 nucleotides long. RefSeq names its product probable LRR receptor-like serine/threonine-protein kinase IRK. The record is from RefSeq and is a predicted model, not a curated record. Gene Ontology annotation, biological process: protein phosphorylation. Bases 677 to 3592 code for a protein of 971 amino acids. The transcript is spliced from 2 exons. Lineage: Eukaryota; Viridiplantae; Streptophyta; Magnoliopsida; Solanales; Solanaceae. Gene Ontology annotation, molecular function: ATP binding; protein kinase activity; protein binding.